AUGAUGAUUUGUGCGACAAAUGGAUAUAUUGUCUCUGCAAUGGGUCCAUAUUUGGCUGAUGCUCACAACAAUGACGCAAGCAUUACAAAUCAUCUACUUCGAACAAAUCAAGAAGGUAUCUGUGACUGGAUGAAUCUGGGAGACGUGAUGGUCGUAGAUCGUGGAUUCAGGGACAUUUUGUCACUCAUUCAAUCACUUGGAUGGACAACGUACAUGCCUGCAUUUCUACCCAAAUCCACAAAAAAAUUCACUACCGAACAAGCGAACAACAAUCGAAAAGUGACGAAGAUCAGAUGGAUAGUGGAGGCAGUCAAUGGUCGUCUUAAACAAUACAAAUAUUUUGGAAAGGUUAUUCCAAAUACAGCACUACCGUACAUUCAUGAAUAUGUACAAAUUAUAUGUGCCAUCAUAAACGCUUUCCGUCCUCCAUUCGUGCAAGAUACUUCAAAUGACGACUAUAUUGCUCAAGAAAUGCUUGAACGAUCGAAAAAGCAGAACAAUCUCGAGGUAAGUUUGACGGACAAAGAAUUUAUGAAACUUAAAAAGUGGGAAAAAAUGGAGGUAAGUUCUACGGCUCCAAAUUUUCCUGUUUUGGGAAUUGUGGAAUUGGAAGACUUGACUCUGGGCGUCUUUCAAGUCAAACAAGCAGUUUCAUACGCCAAUGAACAUGUAGAUCAAGAUGGGGAGUUCGAGAUUUUAGUAUCGACGGAAACUGAAGGAAUGCUUAUGGCCUCAAUUCAAAGCAAGCACUCAAAUCGCAAAGUUUACAAGGCAAUUAUCACUUACAAUAGUGUAACUGCUCUUGAAUGGGCUUGCCAAUGUCCAAACGGUAAUCAAGCAAUUGGUUGCUGCAGUCACGUAGCAAGUAUUCUUUGGUACCUCGGUCAUGCUCGAUACCUCCCAUCAAGUACUACUCAACGUUGUGCCUCAUACAUUGAUGCUUUUAUCGAUGCAAAGAGUGCACCAUCUUCAUCAAGUGAAGCUAGUGAGAGUGACGAUGAGACACUCUAUUCGCUUACUUAG
Rotaria sp. Silwood2 is the source of this 1023-nucleotide messenger RNA. The record is from the annotation of a GenBank genome assembly. Lineage: Eukaryota; Metazoa; Rotifera; Eurotatoria; Philodinida; Philodinidae.